This is a messenger RNA of Beauveria bassiana ARSEF 2860, 6711 nucleotides long. RefSeq names its product ABC transporter. Gene Ontology annotation, cellular component: membrane. Gene Ontology annotation, molecular function: ATP hydrolysis activity; ABC-type transporter activity; ATP binding. Gene Ontology annotation, biological process: transmembrane transport. NCBI's taxonomy places the organism in Eukaryota, Fungi, Ascomycota, Sordariomycetes, Hypocreales, Cordycipitaceae. The record is from RefSeq and is a predicted model, not a curated record. The transcript is spliced from 12 exons. Bases 1 to 6711 code for a protein of 2236 amino acids.
AUGAACUCGACGAGCACGUCUUCCAAUUGCGAUGCCUCGCUAGGCCCAACGGCGAGCCACUGCGGGGCAGCGUCGCGAUUCGACUUUACCGUUGCCUUUGAGCACUCUGCCCUUUCCAUCACUCCCUAUGUCAUUUUCUUGAGCGCCGCCAUACCGCGACUUUUCUAUCUCUGGAAGCAUAAUCGCAAAGUAGCCGGCCGGCCGCUCCACCUCAUCAUCGGCAUCACUUUUGUUGCUCUCCAGCUCACCGUACUUGUUUCCUGGUCUCUAUAUCAUGGCCCCGUCUACUCUAGGUUUGGUAUUGUCUCAUCCGCACUGGGCCUGGCGACGGCGCUCGUCAUGGCUGCGCUCAGCUACCUUGAGCAUGAGCGCACUGUCAGGCCUUCCACCGUCCUCUGUGUUUACCUUUUAUUGUCCAUUCUCUUUGAUGCCGCACAGUGUCGCACUCUCUGGCUGCUCCACGCGCAGCAACCCGCGCAGCAGCGCGCCCUGCUUCCCGCGCUCUUCACGGCGCAGCUCGCCAAUAAGGUCCUAAUGCUGCUCGUCGAGUGUCUCGGCAAAACGCGCUAUCUUAUGGGCCCCUGGCAGGCGCUGAAGCGCUGUCCUGAAGCCGUGGCCAAUGUCUUCAGCCGAUGCUCGUUUUGGUGGCUGAAUGACUUGCUCACCCGCGGCUUCAGCGCGACGCUAGACCUGGAUACGCUGUAUGAAACAGACGAGGCACUACGCUCCUCAAAGCUCGUCUCUGAGUUUCAGGGGCGUAUAGUGGAAACAAAACCAUCCAAAUAUAGGCUGCCGUUGGUCAUCGCGGCAUGCCUCAAGGUGACGCUCAUCAAGACGGUCAUUGCGCGAGUGUUUGUGACUGGCUUCAAGUUCGCUAAGCCAUUCUUACUUCAAUACAUUAUUACAUUCGUGCAAAACGACCAGAAGGGUGGCGAAUACCACAAGGACAUUGCCUUCGCUCUUAUUGCGGCGACUGGGCUGUUGUUUAUUGGCACGGCGGUAGCGACCGGGUUCUAUAACCACCACCUGAACCGCAGUCUUGUCAUGAUUCGUGGGGGCCUCAUCUCGCUCGUCUGCACCGAGUCCCUGGGCGUCUCUACGGCUGUGGCUUCCGAGAUGGCUACGCUCACGCUGAUAGGACCGGAUGUCGAAGUCGUCUGCAACGCCUGCUCCGGCGUGCACGACCUUUGGGCGAAUCCCGUUGAGAUUGGUCUCGCCACUUGGCUUCUGGCUCGGCAGCUGGGAGUCGGCUGUGUCGGGCCCGUUGCCUCUGCGCUACUCUGUUUCAUUCUCAUGAGUCAGCUCCCGAAGCGCAUGGGGCCGGCCAUCAAGGCCUGGAACGUCGCCAUUCAAAAGCGGGUGUCCGUCACAUCACGAGUGGUCGGCUCCAUCCGAGAAACAAAGAUGCUGGGCCUGGUGCCAGUCUGCCUCGACUACAUCCAGUCCCUUCGCGUCUUUGAGCUCAAAGAGUCGAGGCAGUUCCGCAUGCUCAUUGUGUAUAUGAACCUUUUAGGCAAUCUGAGCCCUUCUUUGGCUCCCAUCUUAACGUUUGGUAUUACUCUUGCCGCCAAACGCCACGCUGCUAAUAGUGGCCUCGACAUCUCUACAGUCUUCACAUCACUGUCCAUUAUGGGCUUACUGAUGUCUCCCUUGGCCAACCUGCUCUCUUCUUUCCCCAGCUUUGUUAGUUCUUUGGGUAUCUUCGAGCGUUUCGAGGAUUUACUCAAGCAGACCAAAUUUCACGACACAAUUGUGAACCAUAACCGUGAUCGUGGCACUGCUCCUUCGAAGAGCACACACUCUGUCAUUGAGCUCAGUCGCAUACCUGAAAAUCGCAUCACUCUGCGCAAGGCUUGCCUUUCAGCCGAGAUUGGCGGCGAGGCUCUUCUGCACGACAUUGAUCUGACUAUCAAACCUGGAGAACUUUGCGUCGUCUCCGGCAAAGUCGGCUCUGGUAAGAGUCUUCUCUUGCAGGCACUUCUUGGUGAGCUCCCGGUCGUCGAUGGCAAUGUUCAUAUUGAUGUGGCUCGAUUUGGAUACUGCUCCCAAUCGGCCUGGCUCUUUAAAGGGACCGUUCGCGACAACAUUGUAGGCUGGACGACGUCCGAUUUUGACGAGACGCGGUACAACACCGUCAUCAAGGCAUGCGAUCUGGUCAAGGACCUUGCUCAAUUAAGUGAUGGUGACAUGACGGUUCUGUCAACCAAAGGUGACUCCUUGAGUGGUGGUCAGAGACAUCGUGUGGCACUUGCACGGGCUCUUUACGCCGCACCGCCUGUCUUUGUGAUUGACGAUAUUUUUGCGAGUUUGGAUCCGACGACGCGAAGAUAUGUCUGGGAGCAAGUUUUUGGCCCAUUGGGCCUUGCGCGAGCGCUCGGUAGCGCUGUGAUCAUUGCUACCCACUCAGGUGAGUUCCCGCCUUUUCAAGCACGCAUAUCUCCUGCUGACGUUUCGCAAGUGCACAUCAUGGAGCGAGCAGAACACGUUGUUAUAAUGGAACAUGGCCGCAUAUUACGACAAGGCCCUUACACAGCCGCUCCUAUCCAAAAAUACCCCGCCCAGGGAAAUAAUACGGGCUCUAGCGACGAACAACCGAAACAGACGCCGGCAGCGGCGAACAGCACGAAUGACGCCGCGGUAAGCAAGGAAAAAGACAUUAAGCAGCAAAUUGACGACCUAGUGCAAUCGCAGGGUGACACGUCGCUAUACUGGUACUACUUCAAGUCUGUUGGGUGGAAAUAUGGUCUUAUAGGACUAUCGCUUGCUACGAGUGUAGAGGUGUUCCUUGUUAUGGGGCAAAUUUGGCUGAAAUGGUGGACCGAGUCCAACUUUUCCGGCAACAAAAUUAGCGACGCUAUGUACUACGGUGUAUAUUGCCUAUUCGGUUUGGCAAAGCUUAUCUCGUUGGGGUUUGACGUUUGGUUCAUGUUCAUUGUGAUUAUCCCCAGAUCAGCUCGCAAGCUUCACUGGAAAUUGCUCCGAACUACGUUGCAGGCUCCAAUGUCAUUUUUCGCAUCCAAAAGCAUCGGCAGUCUUGUCAACCGAUUCAGCCAGGACAUGACCCUCGUUGACCAAGAUCUGCCCAUCGCCGUCUUUACUUCUCUCAAGGGUUUAUUAUCCGUUAUCGGUUCCGGUGCUCUCGUCAUGCUCGGCUCCGCUUACCUCGCAGCUACCAUCCCGGCUGCGCUGGCCCUCCUCUACGCCCUGCAAAAGUUCUACCUGCGCACUUCGCGCCAGCUACGUCUCUUGCAACUCCGCGCCUCGACCCCUUUAUUCUCGUACCUCGUUGAGAGCGCCGAAGGACUCGCCACCGUCCGCGCCUUUUGCUGGGAGAUUCCUCUACAGCACCAGGCCGUGUCCCUAGUCGACCGCUCCCAGCGUCCGUACUAUCUGCUGUAUGCCAUUCAGCGCUGGCUGGCGUUUGUCUUGGACAUGAUGGUGGGCGGGUUGGCCGUGAUACUUGUCGCGCUGGCCGUUGUGGUGCGGCAGUCCGGACCCGGGAGCGUGGCCGUCUCGCUUUUUAACGUCUUGGGCUUUAGCACUGUGCUGGCGCAGCUCGUCACAUCCUGGACACAGCUCGAAACGUCGCUAGGCGCAAUUGCGAGGCUACGAACGUUUGAGCAGACGACGCCGCGGGAGCUGCAGAAGCCAGGCACAAAGGAGCCGCCGUUCGACUGGCCCUCGCGGGGCGCAAUCGAAAUUCGCAACCUCUGGGCCUCAUACAGGAGCUCUAAUCUGGCGCCGGCUACUGCAUUCGAUCCAAGCACUAGUGUAUUUUCGGAUGCGCCAAUCGGCGAGAAUGAUUUGCCAGUGCUGCGGCAGCUCACUGUGUCCAUCCGACCUGGAGAAAAGGUCGCUAUCCGCGGGCGCACUGGUAGUGGUAAGUCCUCACUCGUGCUCACGCUCUACCAGCUCCUCCGCUAUAGCGGCACUACAAUAAUCGACGGUGUCGAUAUCUCUCUCGUGCCACUCGACACGCUCCGCACGCGACUCAUCAGCGUACCGCAAGAACCCUAUCUUUUCCCCGCCACCAUUCGCUUUAAUCUCCGCCCAGGCGCCUGUUCGUCUUCCGCCGACGACGAAAAGCUGCUAGAUGCAUUGGCUCAAGUCUCGCUCAGAGACACUGUCCUCGCCGUUCCAGGCGGACUCGACGCCAACGUCGCUGACGUAUGCCUUUCACAAGGGCAGAAGCAGCUCUUCAGCCUCGCGCGCGCGCUCGUUAUCAAAAACGACCGGGAGAGCUCUGGUGGGAUCCUGGUACUCGACGAGGCUACGAGCGCGAUGGAUACUGCGACAGAGCGCUUGAUGAUGGAUGUAGUUGAGGGUGCCUUUGCGAAUUACACGGUACUGGCGGUGGCGCACCGGCUUGAGAGCCCUGCAUCUGCUGCCAAUCAGCUCCAGUCCACUAUUGACCCGUGUGCUUUAGCUGUGUCUCAGGUGCCCGAGCUGCACCUCGAUUUGGCCACGCUACUACAGCUGCCAAACCGGAUUUCCGGCGCCGCCCCUAUCAUACAAGCAUUUCACUCCUUCAAAUCCGGCAUCGUCACGCAGAAUUCGCUCAUCAUGGCCGACUCGGACGAUUAUCUGCAGGACGGCUUUAAUCCGCGCAGCGUCACCAUUCCACGUUUGCGAUCCAUCCUUGUCACGCACAACAUUGAUUAUCCAUCCACUGCAAAGAAGACACAGCUCGUCGCUCUGGUCGAGGAACACGUUUUGCCUCAGGUCCCCAAGCUGCGAGCUCAGCGAGCUCGCGCAAAGCGCUCCAGUCUUGGCAUCGUAAAUGCCGGCAGUGCGCAAGAUAACGGGCUCUGGGAUGAUGACGAGCUUUCGCCACCCCGCCCUACCUCGCGACGUUCGAAGUCUCCACGCAAGAGUUCCGCGCGUAUCAAAGUCGAGGAAGAGGAGCCUGCUACCCCUUCAUUCCGAGAUGAGCCUAGGCGUAACUUGCGCGCAUCACGCUCGGCUAGCAGGCAGCUCUCCCACGGCCCGGAGGAUGAUGCCCACCUCUACGCUGCACCUGCUUCUUCUCGCCGUUCCAGUCGCCGAACCGUCACGCCUCAAAUAAAGCCUGAGCCUGUGCCCGAGCCCGAAUUUGAGCCAGAACCCGAAGUUGAGGAGCAGGAGGAUGAGUCCGAAGAAGAUGAAGAGGAGAAUAUCGAGACGGAGGAUUUUGGAGAGGAAUCGACACAGUACGAAGAAGAGCCGAGCGUCUUUACCGAUGAAAACCCCUUCCAAGGCGGAAGCUCUCCACCUCCAGUGCAGACGCCCAACCGCCGGAGAACCGUGAGCGUCGAGCCCGUAAAGAGCGCAAAGUCUGCUCGUCGUCGUACAGCGCUUGGAACAGAAUCCACUCGCACCUCGAGACGGUUUGAAAUGGCGACACCCCCUAGCCGCUACAAAACCCCAGACCAUCUGCUCGAGCCGGGCGAAGAGUUCACUCCCGACGAGCAGUUGGAGCUUGAGGAUGAAGCAGCUAGCGGCGACGUAGCAGCUAUACACCGACAGGCCGUCGUGAAACGCAGGCCCCGUCGCAACAUCAAGACUCCCUUCUUUGUACUCUUGAUGGCGCUUUUUGGCGCUUAUCUUGCCUGGUUUCGACAGGAAAAGAUGGCUGUUGGAUACUGUGGCCUAGGACGGCCUGCGAAACAGAUUAUUCCGCCAGAGAUUCCCGUCCCAGACAUUAUUAUGCCCUUUAUUGAGCCAGAGUGUGAAACGUGCCCCCAACACGCCUUCUGCUACGAGGACUUUACCGUCCGAUGCCAGGAUGAUUUCAUUUUGAAGCCGCACCCACUUGCCCUCGGCGGACUUAUUCCUCUGCCGCCCACUUGCGAGCCUGACAGUGAAAAGGCUCGACGUGUACAGGCAGUUGCUGACAAGGCCAUCGAGGAACUCAGGGAUCGUCGUGCAAAGUACGAGUGCGGAGAGUUGACAAACGAUGCUGGCGAACAGCAAGACUCUCCCACUAUUGCCGAGGAGGAACUCAAGGCUACUGUUAGUCAGAAGCGCAAUAAGCGCAUGAACAGCCAAGAGUUUGACGAGCUUUGGGAAGCUGCCAUUGGCGAGAUUACCGGCCGAGAUGAAGUCGAGGCUCAAACGACGACGCCCGAAUCGCCCAAUUCCCCCAGUGUUCCAAUUCGAAAGUUAUCGUCCACCUCUCUCGCUCGCCUUCCGUUCCGCUGCGCGGUCAAACGAUCCAUCCGCAGCGGACUGGCAAGAUAUCGACUCCCAAUUGGACUUUUGAGCAUGCUUGUCCUUGGUGUACUAUAUCUUAGAGCCAGCUACCGCAAGCACCUCGCUACCUCUGCUCAGAUUCCGGCUCUUGUGGACACCGUACUGGGGAGACUGGCCAAUCAAAAGGAGCUCGGUGAUGAGGAUCUAGACGAGCCCUAUCUGUUUCUGCCUAACCUGCGAGACGACGUUCUCCGCUCUGUCCACUCGCUGGCCGAGAGAGACCGCAUAUGGCAGCGCGUACGAGCUGUGGUAGAGCAGAACAGCAAUGUUCGCACAAGCCAGAGAGAAGGUCGCAGCGGCGAGGUCGGCCGCGCUUGGGAAUGGAUUGGCCCUAGCAAGGGUGAGGGUGCGAGACGACGACGCAGCGGGCGGGUCUCGUGGGCACCGUCGGACAUGGGCGAAGAGACGCCCGAGUCUAAACCAGAUGUUCAAGUCAAAAAAGAAGUCAAAGAGUGGGAUGAGCCAAGGCCGAUCUAUUAA